Cotesia congregata is the source of this 2597-nucleotide messenger RNA. Lineage: Eukaryota; Metazoa; Arthropoda; Insecta; Hymenoptera; Braconidae. The record is from the annotation of a GenBank genome assembly.
CUUUUAGGGUAGGAGCGGAGAGUCCGUGUAGUGACAUGAAGCGUGCAGCCGCCAAAAUGUUAAUAGAGCGUUAUUUUUAUCAAUUAACCGAUGGCUGUGGUAAUUCUCAGUGCGACAAUCAACACUGCGCCUCUAGCGGCAAGGUAACUAAUUUGACGCCAAAUCAGGCGGCAGCGCAAGCAAUUCAAUUAUUUUCACAAGAAGCCCGUCUUUGCGACGGAACACAGCCAAACAAAAUACCUCGAACAGCAUCCGCGAUUAAUAAUAAUAAUAAUAAUAAUAAUACUAACAGUAAUAGUAAUAGUAAUAAUAGUGUUAUAAAUAAUCACAAUAGUAAUUCAACUACAACGUCAUUAACGGAAUCAGGUCCCGCGUUAUUGGCUAAAAGUUUGCCGAAUAAAACUAUGAACCCGUCGAGUUCCGUUGAAGGAAAACAAAUUCCAUAUCUAACAGAAUCAAAACUUAUGGACAUAAUAGAGCACUGUAAAUCAGAGGGCUCUUACUCAAAGCUGAUAAGAACUUUAGGAGAAGUUUUUUCUUCUUCGGAAGCGCUCGGUCGGAGUUUUCAGAAGGCCGAAAAAAAUGAUUCGCCAUUGGCGGCGCUGCUUGACCGAGCGCCCGAGUCGUUACUAAAGCAGCCGAGAGACCUCAGUAAGGAAGCUGUGAGAUCCCUGCAAGGCGAAGACAAGGACAUCGACAGCAGCGACCCUUCUCCGACUUUGCCAAGUGUAGAUGACACUACUGUCGACUUAGAGGCUGUAAGACGCUCAUUUGCGGCUCUUAUGACUCUACCAGGUGAAGAAUUCGAGUCAGCUCUAGUCAAUGCAUUAGUAACCCUAGCGGACAGCAUAGAACUUGACUUACGAGUGUUCGGAAUAAUGCCAGCGGACUCAACAGACACUUUAUUAAACGUGUUCCUGAUAGUCUUCGAGAUCCCGGUGCUGGGGUCCUCAGAGUACCUGGAGUACGCGUUCCACAUGUUGUGCAAAGCAGUGAGCUGCUUGCCAGUAGCAGCUCAGGCGAAGUUAGCACGAGUGUGGGCGCGACACUGCAAGUCCCGGCUGGUGAGUCUUCUCCAGGCGCUCCAGCAGCUGAUCACGGUGAAGGUCAUCGGCGGGACCUUCUCCAGGGACUACUGCAUCCAGGACGCGGACACGAUAACAGCGCCGACCAAAGUCAUGAAAAUCUUGUACUACGCCAGCAUGCUCGCUGGAGAACUGGACCCGGUAGAUGGCGUUGCAGAAAAGGAGAGUCUAACUCCUAGAAGCGACAACGAGAAACUCUUCUCCAACAGAAUUGUCUCCUUGUCCAGCUUGUCCGCCGGGUCCUCCACCAGCGCCAGCGCUUUUACUAAAGACCCUCUAGCGGUGGAACUUGGAAUCUCGGUACUAGAUGCCAGGACGCCGUUCAUCAGCUUCACUGAUUUUUACAACGAGCUCCUCAGUGACUCUGUCGAGAUGGACAAGGACUUUGCGUACUACAAGAGCGAGCAACCAAAAAAAUUCAGUUUUAUGAACUACGCGUUCAUACUUACCCCCGCCACCAAGACUCUCGGGUUGUACUAUGAUAAUAGGAUAAGGAUGUACAGUGAGAGGAGGAUGAGCUUCUUUCAGUCUUUUGUUGGGCAGCCUACUAAUCCAUAUUUAAGGCUUAAGGUUCGUCGUGACUAUAUAAUAGACGACGCACUAGUGGAACUCGAAAUGAUAGCAACAGAGAACCCAACAGACCUAAAAAAGCAACUAGUCGUAGAAUUCGAGGGCGAGCAGGGGGUAGAUGAAGGCGGAGUAUCCAAAGAAUUUUUCCAGCUAGUCGUCGAGGAAAUCUUCAACCCGGACUACGGGAUGUUCACUACCCAGGAGGAGACCCAGACCACCUGGUUCAACCCGACCUCCUUCGAGAGCGACGCCCAAUUCACCUUGAUCGGAGUCGUCCUGGGUCUCGCGAUCUACAACAACGUCAUCCUGGACGUCCGCUUUCCCAUGGUCGUUUACCGGAAGCUCUUAGGCAGGAAGGGGUGCUUCGCGGACCUCAAGGACUGGAGCCCUACGCUCUAUCGCACCCUUACGGAGAUGUUGGAGUAUCCUGGAGAUGAUAUGCCUGAUACUUUUAUGCAGACUUUUAGAGUUGGUUACAAAGACGUAUUUGGAUCAGUCUUAUACCACGAAUUAUGUGAAAAUGGCGAUGAAGUAUACGUGAACCAAGAAAACAAACGGGAGUUCCUUGACUCUUACGCAGAUUUUCUCCUGAACCAAUCAGUGGCUAGGCAAUUCAAAGCUUUCCGCCACGGGUUCCAGAUGGUGACUGAUGAGAGCCCUUUAGGGCUUCUCUUCCGGCCGGAAGAGAUCGAGCAGCUGGUCUGCGGCUCUAAAGUAUUCGACUUUGCGGAGCUAGAGGCCUCUACGGAGUACGACGGCUACACAGUAGAGAGCGAGGCGAUAAAGAACUUCUGGCGAGUGGCUCACUCUCUUCCACUCGAGAGUCAGCGGCGCCUCCUGCAGUUCACCACCGGAAGCGAUAGAGUUCCAGUAGGAGGACUCUCUAGGCUCAAGAUGGUCAUUUCACGUCAUGGACCCGAUUCUGAUCGAAGGUCGAAAUAA